This is a messenger RNA of Ilex paraguariensis (yerba mate), 618 nucleotides long. Lineage: Eukaryota; Viridiplantae; Streptophyta; Magnoliopsida; Aquifoliales; Aquifoliaceae. The record is from the annotation of a GenBank genome assembly.
AUGUCACUGGACGAGGAAGAAGAGGACUUCGGAAAUUUGACAUAUAUGGAUCAGAACAAUCAAGAACUUGAACUACUACAACAGCAACAGCACCACCCGAAUCAUGGCGGCGGCGGCAGUGGUGGUGGCUGGUUGUGCGUGAGGGGGAUGACCGACGAGCAAAUGGAGCUUUUACGAAAGCAAAUCUCAGCCUACUGCACACUCUGUGAGCAACUUUCCGAGAUGCACAGGGCCAUCAAAGCCCUACCAGACCCUGUUGGAAUGAAACAAGGAAAUACGUAUGAUCCGUUGAUAACUUCUUCUGCAAGCAAAGUCACAUUAAGGCAGAGGUGGGCCCCAACCCACAUGCAGCUCCAAAUUCUUGAGAGAUUAUACAGGGAAGGGCAAGGGACUCCUAGCAGGCAGAAGAUCAAAGAAAUUACAAGGGAACUGUCACAACAUGGCCAGAUUACUGAAAAAAACGUGUACAAUUGGUUUCAGAACAGGAGGGCCAAGUCUAAAAGAAAGGAGUUGGGUUGGAAUCAAAACAAUGUUGAAUCCGAAGUAGAGACAGAGGUUAGAUUCCCCCAAGAAAAGUCCUCCGCAGCCGAAAACACGCAAUCCGAUGAGAAUUCAUAA